GUUUACAGUUAAUUUUUCUUUGAAAUUUUCAAGGCUCCGAGAAGAGGAGCAGGUCUUUCUACUGUAUAUUUGACAUCUUUCUUUAUUGAGAAUUAUUAUUCAUUUCAUCUUUGCUUGAACUGUUUUCUGUUAUUUUCAUAGCAGCUAACAGAGCUCAAUGAAAGUGCAGCCUUUAUGCUCAGCUUCGCAGUGUAUUCCAUGGCUUGUAGUCCUCAUCAUCGAAUGUCUGGCCAUAGUCAUCCUUAAUAUCAUCACCAUUGUUGUCUUUGUAAAGAAGAAGCGUCAGCUACAGCGGCGGAGUACAUAUUUGAUCAUCCAUCUGGCGAUAGUCGAUCUCUUAGUGGGUAUAGUCUCUGGGCCGCUACAGAUUGAACACAUAAUGGGGUGGUCUUGUCCACUGUGGAAUUACAAACAAAGGACUAUUUGGCCUCAUAAUUUAUCUUUUGUAUUUUUACAUUUAUUCUCGUUCGCUUCCCUUACAAAUCUUAUUGCUGUUUCCUUAGAGCGGCUACACGCAACGUUUUGUCCAUUCAAGCAUCGCUUUGUGAGGAAGUGGGUUUAUAGAGCCAUAAUUAUUGCCAUUUGGUUAAUACCUGUUGUUAGAGAAGCAGUUCAAAUUUUCUUAAGGGGAAUUGUUGAUCGAGUGGUAAUUAAUACUUACUUGUAUUGCCUAUUUUAUGCAGUUUCUCUAUUUGUUAUCUGUGUAUCUUACAUCCUCAUUAUUAUCAAAGUACGAUGUAGUCGUCAUCCCCAAUUCCAUUCUAGAUCAAAAAGAGAGAGAAAACUGACGGGUACUGCGCUUAUCGUCUCACUUGUAUCUUUACUUUGUUUUCUACCAGCGAUGAUAUAUGCAGGAUGGGCUGGCAAUUACUCCACUUAUUUCAUAAAUUUUCAUAUUCAUAUGGCUGUGCUAGUUCUAUUUUUAGGUAACUCACUUGUAAAUCCUAUAAUUUACGCUCGUCGGAUGCCAGGAUUCAGAGAAGGUUUAUUACAGCUAGUUUACAGGGUCCCAGACCUUUCUCGUAUCGCCCCAGCAAACCUGCUACUUCGUAACCUUAGGAGAGCGAAGAUUGAUGGUAGAAAAACCAUUGAUGAAGUUUGUUUUUUAAAUAACUUUAACUUCUUAGCCGAGCAACAUUUCAGCAGCAUUUCCAUUUUAUUUGUAGUUUCCAUUAAAAUCCUAACAUGAGUAAAAACUACGCUUGUGGUAUACGAACAAAUGAUUGA
Molecule: messenger RNA, 1227 nt
Organism: Pocillopora damicornis (cauliflower coral)
Lineage: Eukaryota; Metazoa; Cnidaria; Anthozoa; Scleractinia; Pocilloporidae
Product: adenosine receptor A3-like
Source: RefSeq, a predicted model, not a curated record